GUUCGCUGGUUCCCCGCGUCCUCGGAGCGUCCGAUGCUUCCACGCCCGGAGCUCAGGAGAGGGUCCGAGGCUUCCGAACGCGGACGACAGCGCGGUGUGCGCUUGUGUCAGGUGCAAGAAAUUCACUUCUUUUUUUAAAGAAAUGGAAUCUAGUUCAUCAGACUACUGUAAUAAAGACAAUGAAGAAGAAAGUUUGCUUGCAAAUGUUGCUUCCUUAAGACAUGAACUGAAGAUAACAGAAUGGAGUUUGCAGAGUUUAGGGGAAGAGUUAUCCAGUGUUAGUCCAAGUGAAAAUUCUGAUUAUGCCUCUAAUCUCUCAAGGUCUGAAAAAUUCAUUCUGGAAGAUCUUUCUCAGCCUAACCCGCUUGGACUUUUGAAUCACUCACCUUAUAAAAGAGUUUGUAAAAUGUCCACUGGCAGUACUGAUUUUCAAAAAAAGCCAAGAGAUAAGAUGUCUUUUUCAUCUACCCCCAUGGAUCAGGAGAUCAGAAGUCUUCGAGAGAAACUUAACAAACUCAGACAACAGAAUGCUUGUUUGGUCUCACAGAAUCAUUCUUUAAUGACUAAAAUGGAAUCUGUCCAUUUUGAAUUAACACAGUCAAGAGCAAAAGUUUCUAUGCUUGAAUCUGUUCAACAACAGGCAGCCAGUGUACCAAUCUUAGAAGAACAGAUUAUAAAUUUGGAAGCAGAAGUUUCAGCGCAAGAUAAAGUUUUGAGAGAGGCAGAAGAUAAAUUAGAGCAGAGCCAGAAAAUGGUAAUUGAAAAGGAACAAAGAUUGCAAAAGUCUCAAGAUGAAUGUAUAAAGUUAAAGGUGGACUUACUUGAACAAAGUAAACAAGGAAAGAGAGCUGAACGACAAAGGAAUGAAGCACUAUAUAAUGCCGAAGAGCUGAGUAAAGCUUUCCAACAUUAUAAAGAAAAAGUGGCUGAAAAACUGGAAAAGGUUCAAGUUGAAGAAGAAAUAUUAGAGAAAAAUCUAAUUAGCUGUGAAAAAGAAAAUAAAAGGCUACAGGAAAAGUGUGGUCUAUAUAAAAGUGACCUUGAAAUUCUGAAAGAGAAAUUAAGGCAGUUAAAAGAAGAAAAUAACAGUGGUAAGGAAAAAUUAAGGAUCAUGGCAGUGAAAAAUUCAGAAGUUAUGGCACAACUAACUGAAUCUAGACAAAGUAUUCUGAAGUUAGAGAAUGAGUUAGAAGACAAAAAAGAAGUACUUAGAGAAAAAUUUUCUCUAAUGAAUGAAAACCGAGAAUUAAAACUCCGUGUUGCAGCACAGAAUGAGCGACUGGAUUUGUGUCAGCAAGAAAUAGAAAGUUCAAGGGUGGAACUGAGAAGUUUGGAAAAAGUUAUGUCCCAGUUGCCAUUAAAAAGAGAAAUGUUUGGUUAUAAAUCAUCUCUUUCUAAACACCAGAUGAGUAGUUUGUCAAACAAGGAAGACAUUGGCUGCUGUGAGGCAAAUAAAAUGGUGAUUUCAGAAUUGAGGAUUAAGCUGGCAAUAAAGGAGGCAGAAAUUCAAAAGCUUCAGGCAAACUUGGCUGCAAAUCAAUUAUCUCAGAGUCUUACUGGUUGUAAUGACAAACAAGAAAGUGGCAAAUUAAAUAGUUUAGAGACAGAACCAGUAAAACUAGGAGGUAAUCAACUAGCAGAAAGAAUAAAAGACCGUCAACAUACUGUGAGCAAGCAAUAUGAAAAAGAAAGGCAAAGACUUGCUUCUGGAAUAGAAGAACUACGUACUAAGUUGAUGCAAAUAGAAGCUGAGAAUUCUGAUUUGAAGGUUAAUAUGGCUCACAGAACUAGUCAGUUUCAGCUGAUACAAGAGGAGCUGCUAGAGAAAGCUUCAAGCUCUAGCAAACUGGAAAGUGAAAUGACAAAGAAAUGUUCUCAACUUUUAACUCUCGAAAAACAGCUGGAAGAAAAAAUUGUUGCUUAUUCCUCUAUUGCUGCAAAAAAUGCAGAACUAGAACAGGAGCUUAUGGAAAAGAAUGAAAAGAUAAGAAGUCUAGAAACUAAUAUCAAUACAGAACAUGAGAAAAUUUGUUUAGCUUUUGAAAAGGCCAAGAAAAUACAUCUUGAACAGCAUAAAGAAAUGGAAAAGCAGAUUGAAAGACUUGAAUCUCAACUAGAGAAGAAAGACCAACAGUUUAAAGAACAAGAAAAGACUAUGUCCAUUUUGCAGCAAGAUAUAAUAUGUAAACAGCAUCAUCUUGAAUCACUAGACCGACUCUUGACAGAAAGCAAAGGGGAGAUGGAAAAGGAAAACAUGAAAAAAGAUGAAGCUUUGAGAACAUUACAGAACCAAGUAUCUGAAGAAACAAUCAAGGUCAGACAACUAGAUUCAGCACUGGAAAUUUGUAAGGAAGAACUUGCCUUGCAUUUGAAUCAAUUAGAAGGAAAUAAGGAAAAGUUUGAAAAGCAGCUAAAGAAGAAAUCUGAAGAGGUAUACUGCUUACAGAAAGAGCUAAAGAUAAAAAAUCACAGUCUUCAAGAGACUGCUGAGCAGAAUGUUAUUCUACAGCAUACUCUUCAGCAACAGCAGCAAAUGUUACAACAAGAAACAAUUAGAAAUGGAGAGCUAGAAGACAUUCAAACUAAACUUGAAAAACAGGUAUCAAAACUGGAACAAGAGCUUCAAAAACAAAGGGAAAGUUCAGCUGAAAAGUUGAGAAAAAUGGAGGAGAAAUGUGAAGCAGCCACACGUGAAGCUGAUUUGAAAAGGCAAAAAGUUAUUGAACUUACUGGUACUGCCAGGCAAGUGAAACUUGAGAUGGAUCAGUACAAAGAAGACCUAUCUAAAAUGGAAAAAGAAAUAAUGUACCUAAAACGAGAUGGAGAAAAUAAAGUAAUGCAUCUCUCUCAGUUAGACAUGAUCUUAGAACAGACAAAGACAGAACUAGAUAAGAAGACAAAUUCUGUGAAGGAAUUAGAAAAAUUACAGCACCACACUGAAACUGAACUAACAGAAGCUUUGCAGAAACGGGAAGCAUUAGAAUCUGAACUCCAGAAUGCUCAUGGAGAAUUAAAAAGUACUUUAAGACAACUUCAGGAAUUGAGAGAUGUACUACAGAAGGCUCAAUUAUCAUUAGAGGAAAAAUACACUACUAUAAAGGAUCUUACGGCUGAACUUAGAGAAUGCAAAAUGGAGAAUGAAGAUAAGAAGCAAGAACUCCUUGAAAUGGAUCAGGCACUUAAGGAGAGAAAUUGGGAACUAAAGCAAAGAGCAGCUCAAGUUACACAUUUGGAUAUGACUAUUCGUGAGCACAGGGGAGAAAUGGAACAGAAAAUAAUUAAAUUAGAAGGUACUCUGGAGAAAUCAGAAUUGGAACUUAAAGAAUGCAGCAAACAGAUAGAAAGUUUGAAUGAAAAAUUGCAAAAUUCCAAAGAACAGCUUCGAGAAAAAGAAUUUGUAACACUACAAAAUGAACAGGAGAUAAGCCAACUGAGAAAGGAAAAUGAACGAACACAACAAAAGAUGAAAGAAAUGGAAAGUGUUAUGAAAGAACAGGAACAGUACAUUGCAACUCAGUACAAGGAAGCCAUAGAUAUGGAUCAAGAAUUGAGGCUGACUCGGGAGCAGAUGCAGAACUCUCAUACAGAACUGAUGGAAGCUCGUUGUCAACAAGUUCAAGCACAGAGAGAAAUAGAAAGGCUCUCUAGUGAACUGGAGGAAAUAAAGCAACUCUCUAAAGAAAAAGAAGCUCAUGGACACCAUUUAGCUGAAGAGUUGGGGGCUUCUCAAGUACGUGAAGCUCAUUUAGAAGCAAGAAUGCAAGCAGAAAUCAAGAAAUUGUCAGCAGAAGUAGAAUCUCUCAAAGAAGCUUAUCAUCUGGAGAUGAUUUCACAUCAAGAGAACCAUGCAAAGUGGAAGAUUUCUGCUGAUUCUCAAAAGACUUCUGUUCAGCAACUAAAUGAACAGUUAGAGAAGGCAAAACUGGAAUUAGAAGAAGCUCAGGACACCGUAAGCAAUUUGCAUCAGCAAGUCCAAGACAGGAAUGAAGUAAUUGAAGCUACAAAUGAAGCAUUACUUAUUAAAGAAUCAGAAUUAACCAGAUUACAAGCCAAAAUUUCUGGACGUGAAAGGGCAGAAGACAUUAAGUUUCUACCAGCCCUGCUUGCAUCUGCAACAGAAAUUAUGCCUGACAUUCAAGAUCCAAAAUUUGCUAAACAUUCUCACACAGCCUUUUUCAAGUGUAGAAAACUGCGUCGCUCUAUUAGUGCCAGUGACCUUAAUUUCAAGACUCAUAGUGAUGAAGAUCUUUCCGAAGAAUUACUACAGGACUUAAAAAAAAUGCAGUUAGAACAGCCUUCAACAUUAGAAGAAAGCCAGAAGGAUCUGACUUAUACCCAGUCAGACUCAUUUAAACCUCUCACAUAUGACCUAGAUGAUAGUUCUGAGAAUAAUGACUUCAGUACUCUCAGUGGAAUGCUAAGAUACAUAAACAAAGAAGUGAGACUAUUGAAAAAGUCUUCUAUGCAAACAGGUGCUGGUAUACCUCAGGGAGAAAAUUUGUAAUUAAAUGAAGAUAUUGAUGUGAUGAAAAAUGAGAUUUUUGGUACUGUGUUUAUUACAUGUAGCUCAUAUUUCAUAGAAGCUGUUAUUUUAUUGCUUUUGAAUAAAUUUUUCAGUAUAUUUUUAAAAAGUUU
Messenger RNA from Nyctereutes procyonoides (raccoon dog), 4635 nucleotides. RefSeq names its product coiled-coil domain containing 18 (gene CCDC18). The transcript has 29 exons. The record is from RefSeq and is a predicted model, not a curated record. Bases 143 to 4504 code for a protein of 1453 amino acids. Lineage: Eukaryota; Metazoa; Chordata; Mammalia; Carnivora; Canidae.